UAGAGGCAGUAUAUAAAUCCGGGAUUGUGGAAUCAUAUUGUGGUAGAGUCUAGUCCUGGCACGGGGUUGCCAAAGUAAAAAAAUGUUAUUGACUAAUUUGUCAUUUUUUCUUUUAGCCUUUGUGGCGGCAGCGGUGAGUGGUGAAGGAAAAAGUUCAAGCUCUAAGCAUGAGCUGGAAUGGCCUGAGAAAUACUCUUUCGAAAUAACUAAAAUCAACCUUGCGUCCGGUUUGGUCGAAGACAUCAACAUUUGGCGAACUGAGAAGGAGUCGAGGGUAGAGUACAACCAUGGCGCCGUCAAAUCAUUCGUAGUCAAAGGCAAAAGCAGAAGUUCACGCGGGUAUGCCUAUGAGAUCCACCCCGAGACGUACGGGGAAAGCGAAGAAAAUAAAAUAGUCUGCCACACUAGGAGGCUAAGCAGGUGGGACUCUGGCCCUGUAGACGUCUUACCUGCCAUUGAUGACUUUGAAGAAGUUGGUGAAGAAAUGAUGAAAGACCAGGAGUGUACAAAAUUCUUCAAAGAAUCUGUAGAUGGAAAAAUAGAAUCGAAACAUACACUAUGGGCUUUUUACGAUACUAGAGUCAAAGCGUGGGUCCCGACAAGAUAUAUGCUGGAAGAAUUCAACACCUGGCUCGGUUACAUCGACCGUCGAGAUAUGUGGGACUUUGAAAAUUUCAACAUUAAUUUUGAUGAGAAAGAAAUCUUCAACGCUGAUUCAAUGUGCGAAGAAGACGAUCCAAUCAGACAUAUGAAAGACGAACGUGUCACCAAACACUUAGUCUUCAUAGACCCUGAAAAUGAAGACCAUGUUGACCACGUGUUUAAAGCAUUCAAAAAGAACCACAACAAGAAAUACGCUCACGAUGAUGAACAUCAGAUGAGGAGGAGGAUCUUUCAACGUAACCUUAGACUCAUCAAGUCAACGAACAGCAAAAACCUUGGCUACAAGCUCACUGUAAACCACUUCGCUGAUCGCACUCCGGAGGAAAUGAAACGUUACACUGGUCUGCUGAGACGACCUGAAGGCAAAGUCGGCACUCAUCCGUUUCCCUAUACUACAGCUAAAUUGGGUGAAGAAGCCAGCAAACUGCCUUCUGUUUAUGAUCUGAGAUUAGAAGGUGUCAUCUCGCCUGUACAAAAUCAAGAAACCUGCGGAUCUUGUUGGACUUUCGGAACUACAUCAGCUGUAGAAGGUGCUUUGGCACGUAGCAACGGCGGAAGACUCAUGAGACUCAGCAACCAGGCUCUAGUGGAUUGCGCUUGGGAAUUCGGUGCAGCGGGCUGUGAUGGAGGUACCGACAACGCCGCUUACGAAUGGAUGAUGAAGUAUGGUCUCCCGACUAUUGCUGACUACGGAACUUACGAAAACCAGGACGGGUACUGUCAUAUACAAAAUGUGUCGAAGACCUACAAGAUCAGCGGAUACGUCGAUGUUACCCCGAAUAGCAUUCAAGCACUGAAAGUUGCUCUGGUGAACCACGGUCCUCUAUCAGUGUCGGUGCAUGUGACUUCAGCCUUCGCUUUGUACUCUGGCGGAGUAUUCUACGAUUUUGAAUGUAACCCAAUGAAUUUGAACCAUGAGAUCACCCUAGUCGGCUACGGCGAGGAGUACGGGGAAACCUUCUGGAUCGUGAAGAACUCUUGGGGUCAGGAUUGGGGCAUUGAUGGUUUCAUGCACAUCGCUGCCAAGGAAAACAACUGCGGUAUCAUGACUGAGCCCACUUACGUCAUGUUCUAAGACUAUUCUAUAACUGACUUUUUCGUAUUUAAUCGCUUCUAUUUUGUGUUUUUAAUAUCGACCAAUUAGGGACUUAAACUAUAUGAGUCAAUAGCGAAGCAAUAGGUAUAGUGUCUAUAUAGACAUUAUCUUUUCAUAGCCAAUUUAAUUCAUCAAGUUCAUUUAAUUAUAUGUUACAUUGUUAAUAACUUUGUAUAAGUAGAUCACUAAUCGGAAAUUCCUCUGUAGUUGUCUAUUUAACCAUUUUUCAUGUAAGUAUAUCAAACAAAGAAAUCAUAGUAAGAGCGAUUAAACAUUGUUGUUGGUACUAUCGAACGAUGACUUGGCGAGAAUGAGGAUUACGACUCUAUGUUUCUAUAUGUAAAUUAUUGUAGCAUAUUUUUCAGUAGGUAAGCACGUGGAAUCUAGGUAUAACUUAUAAUAAACGCUUGUUUCGCA
Messenger RNA from Pectinophora gossypiella (pink bollworm), 2176 nucleotides. It is a transcript of the gene Catl-like, whose product is annotated as cathepsin K-like. NCBI's taxonomy places the organism in Eukaryota, Metazoa, Arthropoda, Insecta, Lepidoptera, Gelechiidae. Bases 83 to 1738 code for a protein of 551 amino acids. The transcript has 14 exons. Gene Ontology annotation, biological process: immune response. Gene Ontology annotation, molecular function: cysteine-type endopeptidase activity. The record is from RefSeq and is a predicted model, not a curated record. Gene Ontology annotation, cellular component: lysosome.